Molecule: messenger RNA, 1663 nt
Organism: Durusdinium trenchii
Lineage: Eukaryota; Dinophyceae; Suessiales; Symbiodiniaceae
Source: the annotation of a GenBank genome assembly
CGACAGGGGUCCCAAACCGUCGCGCGCGCUUGCCGCACCACGUGGCGGUGCUCCGCGGCCCACGUGGAUGCGACUGGUGACCUUUCCUCCGUGGCUCUUGCUCGCGGCGGGCGACGGAUCGCUGAGCCGCAUCCGAGACUCCUUGGUGGAACUCGAAGCAACAGCCAAGGAGCUCUUCGAAGCGCAGCGCCUGGCGGAGCAACUCCCCGUCUUGGACGCGGCGCUGCACCGCGCGGAGCAGCGCCUGCGGGCCGAACGGAGCAGUGAAGGGCAAGAGCUCUACUUCAUGGCUCGGAUCCUGCGCGGCACGAUCCACCAGCAGAGUUCUGGCCUGGAUGACCAGGCAGUGGAGGAGAAGAAUGCCUACACACUCUCAAACUCACGGUUUUGGGAAGAAUAUUAUGCCAAUGUCGAUGCAGAUCGCUUUGAUUGGUACAGCACUUGGGAUACACCGAUCAAUUGGUUGAGCCUGGGAGUUUCAACCCUUGGUUCGGUCAUUGGACCCUUCCUGUUUGCCAACGCCAGCAUUCUCAUGUUGGGCUGUGGCCGUUCAGAUAUGUCUCAGCAGAUGUAUCGAGAAGGAUUCCGCAACAUCACGAACGUCGACAUCAGCUCGGGACUCUUGGAGCGCCUGCGGAGAGGCUUUGAAAGGGAGAUGCCUUUGAUGUCGUGGAGAUGGAUGAACGCUUCCUCGAUGGACACGGAGGAUCAGAGCUUCGAUGUGGUUCUGGAGAAAGGGACCUUGGACUCGCUCCAGGAUAACUCAGAGCUCUUCCAGGCCGCGGUGCGUGAGUCUCACCGAGUUCUUCGAAGCGAUGGUCUCUUCAUCUCCGUCACGGAUACCGAGAAGCUCCAGCAGCUUCAGAGCAUCGCGCCAUUCUCUUGUGAGGCCUUUGCUGGACACCUGGACUCCCAGAGACGCCUGCUGCUGUAUGUUUGCCGGCGAAGAAGCGGCUUGUUGGAGCACCUCAGAUCUUGGUUCAAGUCGGAACUCUGAGCUGAGUCGAGGAUCGCAAGGGGAAGGUGUAUGGAUGGCAGCAAGCCAGAAAAACCGAGGCGCCGGAGCCGUGCUUCGAAGUUCGCUUCGCGCGGAGCUGCUUCUUCGCACCUUGGAGCCACGGCCGCGGGCCGCGGAGGGCAAGACAGACUUUCCGGGCUCGUGCUCUGGUGCUCACAUCACAUCUCUUCAAGGACUCCAGUUUCUGGACUUGGGGAGUAGAGAAGCUAUGAGAAGCUCAGCAAGAAUCAGCCAGAAGCGUUGUUCAUGUUGUUCUAGUUCCCUUCCUUUGCACAUUUUGGCACCACUGCAGCACACCUUGAAGGGUCGACCACCACUUUUUCAGAUGCGACAUCGGUGCAGGGACGGGCCUCCAUGACUCAGGUCGACGGACGCCCUUCUCCGGCGCCGCCACCCUCAGGCAUCUGCUGCGACACCGGCCGUCGCCGGGACAGCGCCGCGCCCCCCUACGACGGCUCUGACGGCGCAGCUGCAGCGAGGAAAAGCGACGACCAGCCUUUGGGAGUCCAAACCGGUGGCCCUGCAGCGAGGUGAAAAGCGGAGAUAGGCAUGGCCCAUGUCUGAAAUGCAUAACUGCAGCCGAACAGAUGGUUGGCCAUGCUGCUCACAAAUGUCAGGUAGGCUCAAGCUGCUGUUAAGAAGAUG